UUGCGGCAAUUAAAUGUUUUGUCUGUGACUCCAGCGAUAAUCCAAGUUGUGAGAAUUUAAAAUCAAAUCAAAGCAUGGCGGCAGAGGAAUGUACUUUAGACAAAAUGCGAACAACCAAUACUUGGCUUUUCGACUUAAAUCGUUUUGCGUACUUCGAUACCGGCGCUAGCAAUGGACCGCUAAUGAACUGCCAAAAAGUGGUGGCUAGAGAUCCAAAUACCGGCAAAAUGGUGACAGCACGCUUCUGUCAGUUGGAUACUGCCGAUUCGGAUGCCUGUCAAAUAUUGGGUAACAAAUUGGGUUGGCCACCAGAGUUGGCGCGUAACGCUAACCUCGACGCGGAUGACAAGAAUAAAAAAAACAAGAAGCGUAAGGGCAAAGGCGGCAAUAAUAAUGGCGGUGUAGACAAUCUGGAAGAUUCGGAGCUGCACUGUUCCAUUUGCGGUACAGACGGCUGUAAUGGCAGUUCAAGCAUUUCGGCAUGGAGUUGGUGGUGUGCCGGUACUCUACCAAUGCUUAUAGCAAUCGUCAACAUAUUGCGUCAUAGUGUGUGGUGAAUGUGGAGCUUGAAAACUCUUGAAAACUCAAGUGGAGUGCGGCUGAGUUGGCAGAGUUUGAUCGAAUAAAAAUUGAAAUUAUUACAAAAAAAAAGGUGCAAUAUAAUUUUAAGGUUAAGUUCAAUGGUCAAUGUGUUGUUCACCGGCGUUUUGUCCUGUGCGUUCAAAUUGUUUGGCAAAGUAGUUGCAGAGCGUUGAGGAGCAUAGCCAGAUAAAUGCCUUGAGUUUAAUAUAGUUUUAUGUGUAGAGUCACCAAAUAUGCACACUGUAAAUAUUCAUUCAAUAUUAU
Bactrocera latifrons is the source of this 846-nucleotide messenger RNA. RefSeq lists its product as uncharacterized. The record is from RefSeq and is a predicted model, not a curated record. NCBI's taxonomy places the organism in Eukaryota, Metazoa, Arthropoda, Insecta, Diptera, Tephritidae. Gene Ontology annotation, biological process: regulation of synaptic transmission, cholinergic; positive regulation of voltage-gated potassium channel activity; sleep.